CCUCAAAGGGCGAGGAUCGUCCGCACCUAGCACGUGUGAAGCACCAUUCAAUAAUACACGCCUCAGAAAUGCAUGCAUGUGUAGUCAUUUAUGACUACUAUCCCCGGUCUAUUCCUUCCAUUUCAGAUCAAUCAUCGAUCGGAGCAAGAUAGUAGCUACCGGCAGGAACACAGAUCGAACGAAAUUCAAGCCUCAAUGGAAGGAGUCUCUACAAGCGUGUACAAAGGACUGAGAGGAUACUGGCGAAGCAGAGGCUACGUAAAGCUCAGCGGGUCGGGCCGACACCACAAGAACUGGAUGGAGCCCCGUAAGAGGCGCGUGUGGCGGAUCAAACUCGCUCCCAAGGUAAAGUUGAGUUUCCUCAGAAGGAUCCCUUCACCUAACAAGUUUCUGGUUUGGCUUCGAGACGCCUAUGUCAAUCUCAUGCUGGGAUUCGCAAACUCGCGGGUGUUUACUACCACCUAUGGUGGUUCCAUAUGUCAUGACGGCACCGGCUCAUUCGGAAAACGGCCCCUGAAGGAGUAUGAUGACAAGAUGAUCGUCGAGAUCUACAAAUCCUUGAUGCUGACGCAAGGUCAGUUGGUGCCCCGCGACGCACCUAAACUAGGCUCGGAAAUUGUUUACCGCCAGUGAAAUACCGAGUAACCUUAAGUAAUGUUCUCAUUUUCUUUUCUUCUGCUCUUUUCGCCUAGGUUAAUAUUGUAAGCUCACAAUAAGUUACUAAAAACAGAAUAAUGUAUCGGUGUAUCCUCUUUAAGUAAUUGCCUGUGUUUGUAUAUGUAUUU
Argentina anserina (silverweed cinquefoil) is the source of this 785-nucleotide messenger RNA. RefSeq lists its product as uncharacterized. Lineage: Eukaryota; Viridiplantae; Streptophyta; Magnoliopsida; Rosales; Rosaceae. The transcript has 2 exons. The record is from RefSeq and is a predicted model, not a curated record. Bases 91 to 633 code for a protein of 180 amino acids.